CUCAGACCAAGAUGGCCGAGCCGCAGGAAGAGUACGAGGAAGACGGAGAGGAGUACGAGGAAGUCACCGACGAGGAGGAGGAUUACGAGGAGGAGGAGGAAGAAGAGGAUGACGAGGAGGAGGCAGCCGCGCCCGCGCCUCAAGCGAUGACCCCCCAGGCCGCCAUGCUCCAGGCCAUGCAGCAGGCGCAGGCGCAGGCGCAGCAGCCCGUCGGGCCCAAGGAGUGGGCGGGCCUGAAGGACAUGCCCGCCAAGACCCAGGCCUCCCUCAAUGAGGUUCUCUCCAGGAUGACCUCCAAGGGCCAGACCGAGAUGACCGUCGUGUUCGUGGGCAAGCAGGGCGCGGGCAAGAGCUCCACCCUCAACUCCGUCCUCAACGAGCGCGUCGCCGCCGCGGCGCCGUUCCAGCCGGAGACGCUCCGUCCCCUCCUCGCGUCGCGGCGGGCGGCGGGCUUCACCAUCUCCCUCCUGGACACUCCCGGUCUCCUCGAGGGCGAUGCCGUGUCCCAGCGCGGCAUGUCCAGCGUCAAGCUCGCCAUGAAGGACCGCAAGGUGCACGCCGUGGUGUACAUGGACAGGCUGGACGCGUGGCGCGUGGACAACUCGGACCGAGCCGUCUUCAAGGCGCUCGCGGAUAACUUCGGGAUGGACAUCUGGGAGCGCACGGUGCUGGGCUUCUCGCACGGACAGCUGUCGCCCACGCAGCUGCCCUACGACCAGUUCGUCGAGGCGCGCGCGAACGAGCUCCGAUCCGCCAUUCGAAGCACUCUGAACGCGCCGCACCUGGAGCUGCCGCACGCCGUCGUCGAGAACGGGAGCCGGUGCGCCACGAACAGCGAAGGCGAAAAGGUGCUGCCGGACAAGGAGCGCACCGCGUGGGUGCCCAAGUUUGUGUCCACGCUCGUGGACGUCGCGACGCGUCUUCUCGACCCGAUGGAGUUUGACGAGCAGAAGACGUACAGCAAGGACGACCCGAACAAGAAGCGACGGCUGCUCAUCUUGCCCAUGCUCGCGCUCCAGGUGUUUGUGCUCAGGCCGUUCAUCACGAACCUGAUCAGGGCGGACAUCAAGAAGGGCAAGGGGGGGCGCGUGUGAGACUUAAAACCAUAUUACUUCGUAACAACGUAACACUUCGAACAGCGCCGUCGUCGUCUUCUCCCGUCGUCUCCCCUCCGACAGACUGGCGUCCUUUGUGAUAAUGGAGGAUGCGCAUUCAACACGACUCUCAUUAACUCGCGGCGGGACACUCCUUGCACCGAUAGCGUAUACGACCGUGCUCGCAGAUUGAGCCCCCACCGCACUCCUUGCAUAGAGAGCGCCGACGACCGUGCUCGCAGAUUUGAGACCCACCGCACUCCUUGCACCGAGAGCGCUCACGACCGUGCUCGCAGAUUGAUGCACCACCGCACUCCUUGCAGGUAGAGCGCCGACGACCAUGCUUGCAGAUUUGAGACCCGCCGCACUCCUUGCACGUAGAGCGCCGACGACCAUGCUCGCAGACUUC
Messenger RNA from Micromonas commoda, 1503 nucleotides. RefSeq names its product chloroplast envelope protein translocase family (gene TOC34-1). The record is from RefSeq and is a predicted model, not a curated record. The coding region runs from base 12 to 1094 and encodes 360 amino acids. NCBI's taxonomy places the organism in Eukaryota, Viridiplantae, Chlorophyta, Mamiellophyceae, Mamiellales, Mamiellaceae. The transcript has 2 exons. Gene Ontology annotation, molecular function: GTP binding.